AUGACCAUUAUCGCAGUCGGUGCCCUCUAUGUGGACACUAUUCUGACGUACGUCCAGGGUCUACCCAGUCCCGGUUUGAGGAGCUGUAAAGGAACUCCGCAUUGCCCUGAAGAAGAUGAAAAAUUACGUGCAUCACAAAUUUCCAAAAGGCGGGGUGGGAACUGUCCCAAUACCCUCGAAGUGCUGCAGCAGUUAGCAAAUACGGCAUCCAAACGCCUUUCCUUAAAUUUAGUUACAGUGCUUCCAGCGAAAUCAUCCGCUAUCUGCCAAAAGAUUAAGUCUGAAUUGGGACCUCAUGUUAAUAUGCAGUCUUGCAUUUAUCGAGAGGAAUUUAGCGAACCGGCUUCGAGUUACAUUAUCAAAAGCCAGUCAACUGGUAGCCGAACGAUUGUGAACUACAAUGAGCUUCCUGACAUGACGGUGGAUGAAUUCAUUGAUUCUGCAAGUAAAUUAGCUCCUGCAACGGCUUGGUUUCAUUUUGAGACGAGAGAUCCAUCUGGUUCAUUUAUUACAGAACAGAAAAUCUCAUAUCGAUAUCGUUAUUGGCUUCUAACCCCAUUCAAGGGUAGAACCCCAGAUGUGAUUCUUGCAUGCAUAUGCUUUCUUCGAAAAAAUUUCCCUUCUGUUCGUGUCAGUGUUGAGAUCGAGAAACCCGGUCGGGCAGGUCUUCAGGAGUUGGCAAAGGCAGCAAAUGUGGUGUUCUAUUCAAAAUCAUGGGCAACUCAUAAUUCCUUUAACACUCUUUUCCGGAAAGCUUUGCUAAAUUUUGCAAAGGUUGAAGGAUAUUCAUCUGCAGAGGCAUGUUUGCUGGAGCAAUCCACACAGGCACCCAAUGCGUAA
Molecule: messenger RNA, 840 nt
Organism: Penicillium manginii
Lineage: Eukaryota; Fungi; Ascomycota; Eurotiomycetes; Eurotiales; Aspergillaceae
Product: pfkB family kinase
Exons: 4
Coding region: 1-840 (279 amino acids)
Source: RefSeq, a predicted model, not a curated record